AUGGCUAGCUCAGCUGGUGGAUCUGAUGGAGGCCGUGCUGGGUGGUUUGCUGUGCUGGCUAUGUGGACCCGAGUUUUCAUCUGGUCGGCAGUCCUUAAGACCAUCGGCAUGAUGCUUCCCUUGUUACAAGACCAGUUUAAUACCACCACGUGGAUCUUGGGCUGGAUAACGUCCAUCAUAGGCGCUGCCAGCGGAUUAUCUGCAAUCACCUCGAGGCUGAUGGAUAGAUGGUUCGGUCCCGGCUACGUCAUCAUGACGUGUGGUGCAAUGAUUGGUUUUUCGGUCAUCAUGGCGUCGUUUGCAACUUCGCCUAUUCACCUAGCUUGCGUGUUCACUCUACUCCUGGGUUCAGGGCUCGGGAUUUCCGGUGUGCUUAUAAAAGAGGCCAUCGCCCGCUGCUUCACCACGAACUACGCCACGGCCACUGGCAUUGCACGCACGGGUGAUUCCAUCGGGCUGUUUGUGUGUGCACCAAUCGUGCAGAUAUUCAUCGAUACGUAUGGAUGGAGAGGAGCCAUGCUACUGGUGGGUGCCAUCUCUGUGCAUCUUGUGGUGUGUGGCGCCCUCAUGCUGCGAGCAGGAGCACCUUCAGCAAGCAGAUACCAAAAGCUUCCAGCAAACGAUGGAAUAUCAAAACAUCCAAGUCAACUUCCCUCUCGCUGUACCUCAUUUUACAAGAACCUAUUGGAGAUCUUCGAUAUUCGACUUCUCUCUGAUUUCCGGUACUGGUCGGUGGCCAUCAUAGCCUGCGGUUCAAAGUUUGCAUUCAACAUGUGGCUCAUUUACUUCGUUUCACAAGCUCAGUCAAAUGGCUUUUCCUUACAAGAGGCGGCAAUAUUUGUAACAGUUGGAGGCGUUGGAGGUUUAAUAGCAAAACUGGUUCAGGGAUUCUUUCUUGACCGUGGGGUGAUAUCGAGUUUCCAUCUGACGGUCAUCGCUGUAACGGUUUGUUCGGCGUCAUACUGCGCAACUCCCUGGCUGACGUCAUAUUGGCCAAUGAUGACGUCAUCACUCUUGAUCGUGACAAGCUCUGGCGCCCUCAGCUGUCUUCAGGACGUUCUCAGUAAGCAGGUACUCGGUGUAGAUUUACUGGUCGGAGCUUUUGGUUGGACAUCUUUUACUGGGGCCAUCUUGGAAUUCUCUCUGGGCUUUUUACCUGGUUGGCUGUUCGACACCACAGGCAGUUACACCACAGCGUUUGUUUUCAUAGGCUCCAUGCAAUUCCUUCCGAUGUUUCCUCUUCUCAUUCUGAGGUAUUAUCGAUGUUUUGAAAGCGACGCACAGAAAGAAUUAACAUGAAGCCCAAGUAAAUUUUGUAUUGAUUGCUAAUUUUUGAUAUCCGAAAAUUAUUGUAAAUACAUACGUGCUUCUCUCAAGUUGGUCGCACAUUAUAGUAUCUGGUUUACUCAGGAUUAUGUACAUCUCAACAGAGGGCACACUGUAGAAAACAUCUUCUGACAAUAUCAGUUAAGGCCAAGUUCGGGCAAGGACCAUUAGUGGACUAGUGGUU
Messenger RNA from Patiria miniata (bat star), 1510 nucleotides. RefSeq names its product monocarboxylate transporter 12-like. Lineage: Eukaryota; Metazoa; Echinodermata; Asteroidea; Valvatida; Asterinidae. Bases 1 to 1299 code for a protein of 432 amino acids. The transcript has 4 exons. Gene Ontology annotation, biological process: monocarboxylic acid transport; transmembrane transport. The record is from RefSeq and is a predicted model, not a curated record. Gene Ontology annotation, molecular function: monocarboxylic acid transmembrane transporter activity.